AUGGAGUUUCCUCUGCUACUACGCGUAAAGCUGGCGCUUUCACCCAAGUUUGAACCCCUCCCGCACGUCCUCCAGAUCGUCAACGAUCUACUCCUACCGAGAACACUAGACGGUGCUAUCUACAACGAUCUCCAUAGACUGGUCAAAGACUACGAAGCUGUUCUUCCGUGUACUGUUGGAGCUAUGGACGGCGCUGCUGCCAAAGGGCGACUCGAUAUUCUCCAAAGACUGCAAAAUACUCGAAGUGAAGGCUGCUCAUCCGCCGCAUUCGUCGGUGCGGCAGCUCACGCUCAUCUGGAGGUGCUGUGGUGGCUCAAUGAGUUCUACGCCGGAUUGGCCCGGCCACAAGACAUAGUCAGAGCCGCCGCUGAAAACGGUCACGUUCGCGUGGUAGAACUUCUGUGGAGGCGGUUGAGCGAGGAAGAACUGGAGGCUGCGUUAAAAGUAGCAAGUGCUAACAAUCAUACCGAAGUGGCGAAGCUACUGCGUUCAAAGAUGGCAAUUAACCGAGCUCGACUCAUAUUUUAA
Molecule: messenger RNA, 528 nt
Organism: Phytophthora nicotianae INRA-310
Lineage: Eukaryota; Oomycota; Peronosporomycetes; Peronosporales; Peronosporaceae
Exons: 1
Coding region: 1-528 (175 amino acids)
Source: RefSeq, a predicted model, not a curated record